Danaus plexippus (monarch butterfly) is the source of this 2247-nucleotide messenger RNA. RefSeq names its product mediator of RNA polymerase II transcription subunit 25-like. The transcript is spliced from 15 exons. Gene Ontology annotation, cellular component: mediator complex; transcription regulator complex. Gene Ontology annotation, biological process: positive regulation of transcription by RNA polymerase II. Bases 143 to 2131 code for a protein of 662 amino acids. NCBI's taxonomy places the organism in Eukaryota, Metazoa, Arthropoda, Insecta, Lepidoptera, Nymphalidae. The record is from RefSeq and is a predicted model, not a curated record.
AUUGCCAGUUGUUUUGCUGUUUCCACUGACAUAUCUAUUUUGUUAUUUGAAGUUCAAACUUAAUCUAGCACGUUCAAAGAGACACAGAGCAUUAGUUACAUCCAUAGAAAUAAUUAUGCUGUGAUAUUUUUAAAUAUUAACAAUGGUGGUAAACGCACCAGAUUCUCCUAUACAGGCUGAAGUGAUAUUUGUAAUAGAAGCAACGUCAGUGAACAGCGCUUUCAUAAAUGAACUGAAAACAAACUACAUUAUACCCACACUCGAAUAUUUUCAUGGUGGUGCUUUAGAGGAGGGUGUGGGCAGUGGUUCAGUGUAUGGGGUAGUGGCCUACCAAGCUGCGGACUGUCACCCUGGUUCCCCUGUCUCAACAUUUGGUCCAUUUACUUCACCGGAGACAGUUAUAGACACAGUUGAUAAUAUACAGUUCAUAGGUGGUCAUGCGGAAAGCCGAGCUUGUGUCACUGAAGCCCUAACCGUGGCGCUAUCAUGCCUCGAGGAGUUGGGUCGCACUGAUAUACCUAUGCAUGUGGUGCUACUGUGCUGUUCACCGCCCUACUCUGCCUACAACGGUGGCCUGGUGCCAGCUGGUGCUCCAGCGACGGUGGAGCAAGCUGGCAGACUCAUAGCCGAGCGCGGCGUCCAGCUGUCGAUAGCAGCUGCUAAACGCUUGCCAGCGCUGCUAGCGCUUUACGAGCACGCUGGUGGUGAACUGCAUACAGCGCAACAGAGGAACUAUGCUAAGGAUCCUCGUCACCUGGUGCUACUUCGAGGGUACAGCCUUAAAGAGCGCCCGCCCAGCCCCGCCCCGCCGCCAGCACCGGACAUACAGACGGAUGUUUACGGUCAAAGCGCCGUUCGUACAACAGUGCCGGCGGCCCGCGCGUCAGGGCCCCAGUACCGUCCCGGAGGCCCGGCCCGCGGCUGGCUCGCCCCUCCGCCGAGACAGCAGUACGCUAACUCGGCUCUUCUCACACAACUGGCACAACCCUCAUGUCCGCCGCCCCCGAUACAGGCGAACAUCCAACGUAUGCAGCUCUUGCAGCCGGGUCCUUCGGGUCCGUUACAGAGGACGUACAUCUGGAGCGGAGUGCUGGAGUGGAUGGAGAAGGGGAAGACACCUGGGGAUCAGCAGAAGGUCACUAAGCUGCUGCCCUGCCAGGUAUCGGCGAACUCCAAGGACAUCGAGCCGGAGUUGAAGGUGGACACCUGGCCGAGCAAGUUGCUGAUGCAGUUGAUGCCGAAGCAACUGAUCAGCAACAUCGGAGGCCAAUACCUCAAGGACAGCAAGUCUGUGCUGUUCCAUCUGCAGCAGAACGAGGCUUUGGAUGCCCUCACCAAGGUUAUGGUCAACGGUUUUGCUGGAUGCGUACAUUUCUCUCCGAUGUCCUCACCACCGCAGUGCGACAUCAAAGUUUUGAUACUCUUGUACACAUCAGACAAAAAAGCUUUCUUGGGUUUCAUCCCGAACAAUCAAGCGACUUUCGUUGACAGGCUUAGAAAGGUGAUCCAACAACAGAAAAUGAACAAGCAAAUUCCGGUUCCGGUGAGCGCGGCCGCCAUGACCGGUAACAUGCCCGCCGCCACCAUGGCUGGUAACUCCCUCGGCGCUGGCAUAUCUCCUAAUUUAUCAAUGGGCGGAUCCCUCAGCGUCAACAACAUCAACAACCAACAGGGACAACAACACACGCAGGGUAUGAUAAUGGGAGGUGGAAUGGCCGGUCAGGUGGGUCAGGUGGGUCAAGUCAACCAGGUCGGACAAGUCAGUCAAGUCGGGCAAGUCGGUGGCAAGGGACCGCGCGGUGUUCCCCUGGACGGGCUGGAGGCGGCCAGGCAACAGAACCUGGAGAAGAUCCAGCACUUGCAGCAGACUCUGGAGGCCGCUCACCAACAGGAAGCACAGUUCAAAUCGCAGAUGGACAUCAUGUCGCAUUUACACGCGGCACAACAACAGGAACAACAUUACAAGCAUUUGGAGGAGCAGCAACGCAAGCAUCAACUGCAGCAUCAGUUGCAGCAACAACUCCGCGGAGCGCAGCGAGGCAUGAGACCCAUCAUGCCCACAAACCCUGGGCUUAGGCAUUUAUUACAACAGCAACAGCAGGCGGCGCGCGGCGGUCGUCCACACAUGUGAUGCAAACCACUAACAACCGCAGUAUCGCGCUGCGGGCACGGGCCGCCCGCCCGGACAGCAGUUCGAGGACGUGGCGAACUACAACGACUUCCUAUAAAAAUAUAAUAUUUUGACUA